GUUCAUGAGCAGAGCAGGAGAUGGAGCUGGAUGGAUUAUGAAGGCACGAGCUUUCUACAUAGUUCAGUUGUCAUGAAAGAUACAGCUCGUUCUUAGGUCAUAGUUGUUGCAAGAGUGGGUGAUGUAGGCGCAGUUCAUGAGAGUCUGAAGCUGUGAUUUGGAGUGAUCUAGUCUGAAGUGUAGCGCUGCAGAGCUCCUCACAGUGGACAAUCAAUUACAAUGCAUAAAAUGCCUCCACUGUACGCGCAAUCCCUAGGAACAGUCUCCACCGACAGACUUCAACGCUUGGAAGAAAACACGCACUUUUAAAGGGAGUUUACCAUAACUGGAGCUCAAUCCAGGAGAGAAGAUGCCCUUUUGCAAGAGGACCAUCGUCCCUAAAGAUGUGUGCAAGAGUAGCGCGAAGAGUCGCGGCGCGGUGUUCACGGAUCUGGUGGAUGUGUGCGGCUUGACUCUUUGCGCGCUGCUCCGGCAGCUGUCGGAUUUAUCCCGUGAGUCGGUGAGCAUCCUGGAGGAGCUGGAAGGAGAGCUCGCCUCCAUCUGUUACCGCUCCGGAGCGCUGGAGAAUAAACUUACCAGUCUGCAAAAACACAUCUCAGCACUGGCCAGCAAGCCACCGGUCAAACCCACCACCAACUUGGACUCAGAGAGCAAACGAACGGCCCACUUCCAAUCGUCAUGGCAACAGCAUGUAAAUGUGUUCGGCUCGUGGAGUAGGCCGGAUUGUGUGCAGGAGCUGCACCAGGAGGCUCAGCUGAACCUACAGAGUCUGCUGCAAGAUUUUGAGGAGCAACUGUAUGAUAGCAGAGUAACAGGACAGACAUUCAGACACCCUUCUUCUCAGAGCUCUGAGGACACGUCAACCACUCUCAGCCGAUCUCCUUCCUCACUCAAUAACAAGAAGACGGAGUUCGUCUUUGUGCCUGCAAGUAAGCAGGUGUGUGAGGAUGAGACCACAACAUUAGGGGUCCGGGCGCAGAACCCGACCGCAUGUGGUUCAGAGAGGUCCCUUCUAGGCUGGAAUGCCUCACAAAAUCCCCCUGUGUCAGAGAAACCUCGCUGGCACCUUGGCCGAUACACUCCUGCUCACCUUGUCCCAAUUGACAUUACAGGCCAGAGCUUUGAUAAGCACUCCGCACAUCACAGCGAACUCCGGGUCGCCUUUAGAACUGAUUCAGCAGUCAACCCAAAAAACGUUCGCCGCCCGAGGAGUGUGGUUGCAGGCCCUGAUGUCACGCUGCACUGCCAAGGUGAAGACAAAAUUCUUGCUGUAGAUCUAAUACAAGGUGCCUGUUCCCCUGGAACUUCUCAACCCAGAUCUUUGGAGCCCACCACCGAGAACACAGGCCAACAACAUAUUCCUCUUCGGAAGACCCAAAGUGACCUGGAGCACAAUGUCCCCCCAUCCCCGAAAACCCCAUCAGGCAUGAUGGAUCAUGCCACUUUGAUGUGCCCCAGCCCCUCCUGGAAUGGUCCAAAAGGUUCCACUUUCUCCCCUUCCUGGAAUGACUCCUACAACUAUGCCUUGGUUACAAGCCCUGCUUCUAAGCAGUCUAUUUCUAAAACUGGAAUGUUAACACCUGGAGGUGAAGGAGGUGGUCUAAUGUGUCCAUCCCAGACCAGUUCAGGCCUCUCCAUGAGCUCAGGGUCACACUCUAGUUCUUUCACCUCCAUCUCGGAACCAUGUGGACACCGGUUAUACACAGUGAUGCAUGGGAGUGAGGUUGCAAUCGGGAGACAGAAUGACACAGAGGGAGCAACUUCGAUUUCAAACACAGGAAAUAGCCACAGCAAAAGUGAGCAGGAGAAAAGAUCAGCCCGAUCUAAUGUCUUUAGGUUUCGUGAACGUUCACUUUCAACACCAACAGACUCUGGAUCUUUCUGCUCAGCAGAUAAUGUAUGUUCUCCAGGCGAGACCAUACCUGUCGUUCCAGAGGGUGAGAGUUAUGCCCUGCUAUAUCCAAGCAACAGCUCGGAGGAUAGUAUCAGUGCAGAUAAUGUUUCUGUGACCACAGGUUCAGACUUUAUUCCGGAUGGUCGACUGAGGACACGUUCGCGCAGCAUUUCACUGAAGAAGCCAAAGAAAAAGCCACCACCUCCAGUACGUAGUGUAUCCCUGAUGAAAAACCUGUCAGAGGCUGGAGGGAUAGGCUCCUACCACAGAGAAGGGCACUUUAGAGAUGGGAGACCCAAGAGUCUCUUUAUCCCUCGAGAUCACCAUAUUCAGGAUUCAUUCCAGCCAGACUUCUUAAUUGCAAAGCCUGAGGAGGACACAGACCAGGCCAAUAGUAGCUUGGAGACAGCUUCUGAUAUUUCUCAACAUCCUGACAGAGAAACAGAGCUUGGUUUUCCUCCUCACUGGCCGCUCAAUGAGUGGAAGUCCAACAAUGAUCCCUACCGCUCACUGUCAGGUUCAAGCACAGCUACAGGUACUACAGUGAUGGAGUGCAUCAAGGUGCAGGGGAGCUCAGAGUCCCUGAAUUCACCUUCACCCUCACGUGCCACCUCUCCUUCCCAGCUCUCUAUUGAGGCCGAAACCAAGGUAUCCCCCUUCAAGCCCCCAUGCCUCAUGUCCCCAUCCAGUGGCUACUCAAGCCAGUCUGAAACUCCAACCCCAACUUUAUCAAACACCCUCCUCACUGGACCUUCUCUGGUUGGCUGCAAGAUGCGCCCAAAGAUUCCAGAGAGGAAAUCUUCCCUUCCAGCAACCUCUGCGAAGAAUAAAUCCUCUCGCUCACGUCUUUCUUUUGAACUACCUGCAAACUCUCAACUGGACCUGUCCUCAAUAAAACCCAAGCCUAAAGCCAGCCGACGCCACUCAGACACAUCUACAGCCAACAAACCAGGCAAGUUGAGCUCCAGUCAGUGUUCUUUGCCUAUGGUUACCACAACAGACUUGCGAAAUAUUCGCCUUCGGUCAGUCAGCCGCUCAGAACUUGAAGACAGUCCUGAUGGUUCUUCUGAUGUCAUAGAGGAAGAGCAGAGUCGAGAUCUCAGCCCACCUAUCACCCCCUCUAACACAACGCUGUCUAGGCCACCAGUUGCAGUGAAGCCACCUCUACCUAAGCGACCCAUGAACUUGAUGCUUAAAUCUCCUUCAUCAUCCCCUCUGGCACCUGAAUCUCCUCCAUCUUCCCCUGUGCACCGGCCCAUGCCUGUGUGUAACAUUUAUAUGGUUGUAAGAAAGCCCAAACCUAAGAGAUCAGCUCAGUCACUACUCAACACCUCUGCAAUAACCCCACAAGAGCAACUCCACAGCCAUGUGCCUUCUUUUCCUGAGUUUGACCUGGAGCAUGGGAUUCCCAUUGAAGAAGAUCUUCCAUCCCCAAGUAGCCCAGAGAUAGAGGACAAAAGUAAGACCCUUUCAAGUAGAAUGACAAUAUCCUGUUUAGUAGAAUUAGAUAAAAAGAAGCCCAAGGUACCCCCGCCAGUGCCCAAAAAACCCAAUGUCCUUCUUCUGCCCUCUCCAAGCAUCCAGACUAAUGGCAGCGCAGAGAGGCAAACUCUACUUUCCGACAGUGUCUCCCAGUCACCUAUAGGUCCACCACCAUCUGAGACUGAGGGAGAUUUUUAUAAUGAUGAACAAGACUAUCCCGCAAAGCAAACAUUUGAUGGAAACUAUGAAAAUCUUGAAAGUUAUGAGAUCCCUGGAAAUCAGGAGAACAAUGUGGUAAUUGAAGAGGAUACUUCUAAAGAUGUAGCUUCUCAUCAAAUUAUGGAAGUGAAGACACCUCCAGCAGAUUCAGUAACAGAAACUCCCACAGAAACCAAAGUAUUGGAAGAGAACAGCUCUGCAGUUGACAAGACUGAACUUCACAUUACUGAGGAAACAGACGAUGAUGUAUUUGUUCACACUCCCACAACUCACACCACUGAGGACCUCUUCACCAUCAUACACAGGUCAAAAAGGAAAGUUCUUGGUCGCAAGGAACCAGCUGAUUCUUUUGGAAGCAGGCAGUGUCUGGUUUCACCUGUGAAAAGCAGUAGCACAGACUUCCGAACUCUGGGCCACGGGAGCACACCUAGGUCAAGCUCACGGAAUGAGAAUUUCAUGGCUCUUCUUCAGAAGAGGAGCAGCAAGGCCAGCAGUGGGACCCGAGUCUCUGCCAUGGAGUUGCUGAAGAGCACAAACCCCCUGGCAAGACGAGUCACUGAGUUCUCCCAGUCACCAUCAGAUGUGACUGCAACAAACAUAUCCAAACCAGCUCCACAGGACCAGUGAUUCCACUUGCAGAGAACCAAAUGCUGGAUAUCAAUAUGGCUGGUUUUCUGUUAUGCUCCACUGCCCAUCUCGAUGGUUUAAUUUACAAAGACCUCAUGCUGUUGGUAAUGAAAUGAGUUUGAGUUGUUGCUUUCAAACAAGGGGAUCAUAUUGAUGAUGUAAGAUGUGGAGCGUAAUCUCUAUGAAAGGAAACUGAGCCCACCACUGAUAUAAAAUUCCGACAUAGGUGGACAGAUGUGCUAUUCUGGAAAUUUGAAUGCGAUGAUGAAACACUUGAAUGGAAGCUGACAUCAAGAAAUAUUUUGAGACUGUUCACAACAUUUAGCAGUCCAGUCUAUAUAUGUGACCAAAACCAGCGCUGCCCAUUUUGCAGUAGUUAACUAGAAAGUGUCCUAGUAGGUUGUGUUUUAAAAGACUGCACAAACUCACAGAAACAGGAGAGUAUGACAUGAGUCAGAACAUACCACAGAGAUUGUAAGCAAGGUCUGGUACCCCUUAAAAUGAAGCACUUUCAACAGUACAGGAACUAGUUUACAAGACAAAAAGCUAUAUUUGUUAUUUUCCUUUGUUUCUUUUUAUGAUCUUUUUUUUUUAAAAAGAUAUAAAAGGCUAUAUAAAUGUCUUUUGUUCAAAGCUAUAUAUAUAUAUAUAUAUAUAUAUAUAUAUAUAUAUAUACACACACACGAUAUAUACGAAAAUGUAACUUCAGACCUGCUUGAUCAAAGCACGGACACAAAGCUGUCCAUAUCUGUAACUAUUCUUUGGAAACAGCCUAUUAUUCUAUAAGCUCACAGCACACAAGGGAUUAGAGUGGUCAAAUGAACCAUCAUCAUGCAAUAAAAAUGAAGAAUAUCUAUAGAUCUUCCCACACUGCCAGAAGUGUAAACAAACAGGAUAUAGCUAUGCUUGUGCACAACAACAAACCAAAAUAAUUUCACAAAAUAUACCUUUGAAAAGAAAAUUUUUGGACAAUAUGAAAUGAGAGAAUAGCAAGGAAAUGGACAGUAAAUGUUACCACUGAGCCAUUGGUUUGGCCUUGGCUGUCCGUUGUGUAAAAUCUCUCAGGGGUUUCUUCGCAACUCAGGAAACCCAUCAUGGCUGCUGGUCCCAGUGUAGAAUCUCUUCAUAGAGAUUUCACUCUACAACACACAAAGUAUCAGGUAGAAGAUUUGCUCCUUUGGACCUAUGGAUGGUAAAAGGAGACAUGAUACAGAUAUCUCUCUUUUGUGACUCCACAUUUUUUCCCAGAAAUGUCUAGGUAUAAUGACCACAAUCCCAAAUCAUCUCAUGAAGUUGCAACAUGGUUACAUUCUAAUCCAUGCCUAAGUGCAAAGCUUCUCACUUUACGUCCAUUUCAGACUAUGCAUCAGACCUGCUUUUCUGUCGGCACUGGCAGUGAAUGUCUGUAAAUGUUAGGUGAGGCAAAACUGUUGUGUUUAGAUUACAUUUUUUGACCAAAAAAGAACAUAGGACUUUUUUAUUAAUGGUUGACUUCCAUGUCACUGCAAAAUGGGAUUGCAGAUCAACAUUUGAAUAAACAAAGACUUUCAGACUUUAAUCAAAUGUGGUAAUUUGCUCAAGGAUGCAAGUAGGUCAUCUGUGGUAAAUUGAUCAGUCAUCACCUGUCAUUAUGGGAUUUUUGGAGAGUACUACAGACAGAGGAUCUACUACAGGCAGCUGCAGCUGCAUUCAAAGACUGAUUUCUCAUACCAUUCCAUAUGAAGCUCCCCUUCUUCAUGUGACUGUGUUCUUCUGGCUCUCAAUCAGACAAUGGACCGAAACCUGGUGCUAUUGAGCCAGAGUGCCCUCAGCAGUCCAGGAGUGGAAGCGCUUGGCAAAAAUCUGUUCUAACUCUUGAACACAUGGAGAAUUUAGAUGGAGUCUUGAUAUUCAUCUUCUCAGACUUGUCGUUCAGGUAUUCCGACAAUAUGAAAAGCAUAACGUGAAAAAAAAGAAAAAAGAAAAGAUAGAGACAGAAUACCACCACAUUCAAAUAGUGUGUGACACUUGUUUUAAAUAUUUAGUGAAUGAAAAAAAAUAUGACAACCAGUGUUUAUUUGCCUUGUACUCUGGCGUGAAGCCUCUGUGUUUUUAAAUGCCUUGGUAUUGCACUUCCGUAGAAGUAUUCAAUGUUUCUUUUACUAUUUUUUGAAUUAAUACUAUAAUAUUUAUCACUACUCUUGUGUACUCUGUGCUUACCCUAUCAGUGUCAACAUUACUCUCACAGGUACAAGCAGAAGAGAGAGGGAGGGACAGAGGAAGGAGAUGGGUAUAACUUGGGCAAAACAAAAUAGAGAACACAAGAAAUGUACCUUAGUGGACUGUUAGAAGCCUUGUGCGUCAAUAAUAUACAUCCCAGAGCGCCGUGUCCAGCUUCGACACAGCCGCUAUGCUACUUGUAAUGCAGCAUCCAUUAGAGAGAGAUAUACUUUAUUAUAAUCACUUUAGUAGCAUUUGACCCAGUGACAUGACCGAUAAAGGUAUUCACCAAGUGUAGACAGAUCUUUUAGAGAAUUCCUCUCUAGAGUGUUUGGUUGCAGUUCUCGCACCUCACUCAUGGAAUUUCCCCCCCCCCCUCCAAUUUUCGGUACACGGAGGAGAAACAAAUCUGCUGCACAAAAAUUAAAAUGUGCCAAAUAAGAGAGAAAAAAAUGGACUACAGCAAGUGUUGUCCGAGGCUUAGCUGUCUCUCAGCCCCAAACAAAUUUGUUACCAACCAUCUGGUUGCUGCGAAGCGAAACCAGCGACUUUUAAUGUCAUAGUUUUACAUACAGUUAUAAAUAAGACUGAGUAAAAUAUUCCAGUGUUGGAUCAGCACAAAGGCUAUCUCAGUAGUGACAGACUGCCAGAAUGGGAAAAGCUUAAAAAAAAAUAAUAAUAAUAAUAAUAAAAAAAUAAUCAGAUUUCCCUUAUUCAUUUGGAAUAGAAGAAAGACAGGGUGGAAAGGCAAGAUAAAACUGAGAAUUAUAUUUUUGUUAUUUUAUCCUUGGAAAGACAUAUUUUAAAAUCUGCAUAUUAUUGACCUCACCCUCCAGCAGAAAUGAUGAGGUUGAUGUGAGAUCUCUAAUCAGCUGUAGUAUGUCUUGCCUAUGUGGUAAAAGGUAUAUCAUUAAAAUAAAUUAUUUUUCUUGCAUAACAGC
Molecule: messenger RNA, 7362 nt
Organism: Myxocyprinus asiaticus (Chinese sucker)
Lineage: Eukaryota; Metazoa; Chordata; Actinopteri; Cypriniformes; Catostomidae
Product: NHS-like protein 2
Exons: 8
Coding region: 350-4222 (1290 amino acids)
Biological process (GO): cell differentiation
Source: RefSeq, a predicted model, not a curated record